This is a messenger RNA of Mollisia scopiformis, 906 nucleotides long. Its product is annotated as Sucraseferredoxin-like protein. The transcript has 2 exons. Lineage: Eukaryota; Fungi; Ascomycota; Leotiomycetes; Helotiales; Mollisiaceae. The coding region runs from base 1 to 906 and encodes 301 amino acids. The record is from RefSeq and is a predicted model, not a curated record.
AUGCCCGAGGGACUCGAGAUUGAUCACUCGAAAUCCUUGAACGGAACGAUGGCAGCAUAUGCAGAACAAGUCUUGAUAUGCACUGGGAAGGAUGAUUGGAUGUCGAGGAUAGAAGAAGAGAACUCGGGAGACAAUCUGGCUGCGGACAUAAAGGAAUUGCUCGGACGAGGUGGGAUGUAUUCGGAUCCAUACCACAAUGUAUCCGUCACCAACGCUUCCUUCCCUUCAUCUGUCCCAGCACGAUCCGAAAUCCAGACUACAUCUGCGUACCUCCUGCCAAGCUUUAAAUAUAUCCCGUUUCUUCCACGGGUUUCCUUCGACUCAGUCCAAGCACUCGUGAAGGGUUAUCUGCUGCCGAAGAAGCUACAUCCUGCCCAUGCCAGCCUCUCGCCAAUACACAGAGACAGGCUGACCCGAAGUGAGAAUCAAGGGAAAUUUUUGCCAGCUGUUCAGGAUGUGAAAGACAUUCUCGUGCUUAUCUGCGGGCACGGUGGAAGAGAUAUGCGCUGUGGUGUUCUUGGACCAGUGUUAAGGAACGAGUUCGAGCAGCAGAUGCCCAAGGAUAAUAUACGAGUGAUGAAUGGGCCUGUGAAUAUUGGAGAUGGACAAAACAGAGAUGUGAUUGAAAGCUCAGCAACAUCAGACACCUCUCAAUCAGCCAGAGUAGGAUUGAUCAGCCAUAUUGGAGGACACAAAUUCGCUGGAAAUGUGAUUUUGUACAUUCCCCCAGGUACCAAAACAGCCGAUGGGAAGGAAAAUGCCUUGGCAGGCUGUGGGAUUUGGUAUGGAAGGGUAGAACCAAAACAUGUCGAAGGGAUCAUCAAGGAAACAAUACUUGGUGGCAGAGUCAUUGAAGAUCUCUUUCGAGGUGGUAUCAGGCAAGGAGGAGAAAUCUUGAGGCUUUGA